This is a messenger RNA of Glycine soja, 1247 nucleotides long. RefSeq names its product dnaJ-like protein MG002 homolog. The coding region runs from base 169 to 1092 and encodes 307 amino acids. The record is from RefSeq and is a predicted model, not a curated record. NCBI's taxonomy places the organism in Eukaryota, Viridiplantae, Streptophyta, Magnoliopsida, Fabales, Fabaceae. Gene Ontology annotation, biological process: protein refolding. Gene Ontology annotation, cellular component: cytoplasm. The transcript is spliced from 3 exons.
UCGGGUUGGGUUGAAUCCAUUUUCACCUAUACAAUAUUGUCCUAUCCUUUGAAAAAAAAAAAAUCUUGUCUUGACAUAUGACACCACCCUAGCUUGUUACUCUACGACUCAGAGUCUAAAUCUGCAUUAUAUUGAAGGACUCGGUUAACAGUUCCCAGGGACUUGACAAUGGAAUCGCACCUUCUAGUGGGACCCAUCUCCGCCGCACGCUAUGGUUGCGCCGCCAAUUCCAGCCACUUUCACUCCGCCGCAUCCUCCACCUGGGCCAACUCUCCUCGCCGGCGGUCUCCACUCGUCAUGGCCUCCUCGUCGUCUGCCGCCGUCAACGGCGGCCAGAACUACUACGCCGUUCUCGGUGUCGCCCGCACUGCCACCACCGUCCAAAUCAAACGCGCUUAUCGCCUCCUCGCCCGCAAGUAUCAUCCUGAUGUUAGCAAGGAUCCACACGCUGCUGAAUUAUUCAAGAGCAUCCAUCAUGCAUAUGAAGUCCUAUCUAAUGAAGCAACGAGAGUUCAGUAUGAUCAAGAACUUCAAUUUGGUCACAAGCCUUACAGGGAAAAAUGGAGUUACAGCACUGAAUUUGAAGAUCAGGCAAGAUUCUAUAGGUGGGACCGCAUGAGGAAAAAAAUGGAUAGGGAAAGAUACUGGGAGAAUUACAAUGUCAAUGAGGACUACUACACCAGUGAAACAGAUGAGGAAGAAGAUGAAGUAGUAGAUUUAGAUGAAGAGAGGGGUUCUUUUGUUGAAGUGCUUAGAUCAGCAUUCAUGUCAUUAUUUUUGCUUCAGACGCUUGGAUCCCGUUUCUCACUCACAUUCAGCAGUCUGAUGGCAUUGUUUGAUAAGAAAUUAGACACCGGCUAUAAAAUGGGCUAUGUAAUAGCAUGGAUUUUGGGUGGGAGGGGUGGCAUAUUGCUAACACUAUGCUUGUCAUUUGCAAGUUGGGUUUGCGGGAAAACCAGUAGUAGUGUUGUCGCACUAGUUGUGGUGGCCUUGUGGGUUGGCUCAUACCUUGCAAGGUAUGCACCACUUCCCCAAGGUGCUCUAUUAGCUCUUCUCUACAUGUCCAUUAAGCUACAGUCUGACCUAAUAUAAAGACAUUCUCGCAUUGCAACUAGCAUUUCUCUGAAUCUGUAGUUCUGACUAUAUUCUUUUUAUGGUGUUUGUACAUUAUAAUAUACUCUGGUAAAUGUAAAUAACUGUUAUUUUUUUAUUAUAACUAAAGUACAUAAACGGUUGAUGACUUGUAA